AAGUGACAGUGGGCGAGGAAACUGAACCGGUAAAUGUAAUAUUUAUAUUACAUCUACAUAAUUAUUGGAAGUCCACUCACAGUUAUUGCUUGUACUGUGGAGUUUAUCGGAGCAAACAACCUUCGGUUUCGAAUUCCCGCUGCUGCAUUCGGACACCCGCGGCCCGGUAACGGCCCGGCAGCCGUCCCAGCCGCUGUUGCCAUGCAACGGGCGGCGUUUGCCGGAUAAACAGAGGGCCCGAAAAGUUGGCAGGGAAAGCCAAGCGUCUUUCACGCAGUCUCUGAAUUUAGAAAAGGAUCAGCGGAAACUUGACAGCGGUGUGCCCGAGUUCUAGCUACCAAAAAAAAAAAGUGCUUUUUGCAUUUUUUGUCAUUUUUGGAUGGUUUUUGGUCAGCGGAAACUCGAGUUUUGCCCCAAGGAGGAAACAGGACGUCCCUCUGAAUAAAACCAUCCCGUCAGAGUAAAACGCUCCAAUUUGAAAAUGAAGGGCGUAGCAGAGGCAACAACAAAGUUCUCAAAAGUAGAAUAUUUAUCUGAUUUGGUUCCCUCCAAUCAUUUUGUGCUUAUUAAAAGUGGAUUAACGCACGCCACUGGGACUUCCUCCGAGCUGCUCGUGAUGUCACAAAACAGUCGAAUCGUGCGUGCCAAAGAAACAAGUUACUGCGCAAAUAAUACAGCAAGGCGCAAGGUGAGCGCAAGACAUUCUAUCUAUGUUUCCACACACAGAGUGUCAGGUCGACGUGUCUGCAGCGCUCGUGCGAACAAAUAGAACAAAGACAAGAGAUUUUCCAGAUAAAAGCGUUGAAACGUCCCACUAAUCUUUUCGGGGAUUGAGUUGCCUGGAAACACAACACCGGUUUAAAUGCGCGUGGAUUUGCCGAGUCAUAUAUAGACACUCGCCGUCUCGAUGACAGCCAGCGCUUACGUUGAAAACGAGCCCAGGCGGGAUCCCGGCAGUCCGUACCGGCCUGCGCGUCGGGUGGCGAAUCGCUACGCUAACCCGAGAAAAAUUCUCGGGGGUGAAGCGUGUGCGCAAAUGAUGCCAUUAAGAUUCCUACGAAUGCUUUGUAAAUAUUUUCUAAAUGGAUGGAAAAUUUGUUCGCAACCGUUGAGCUUGACUUGAAUCAGUUUUACUGGAUUGCCGAUACCGCUCGCAAGGUGGUAAAAUUCUAAAGCGGAACCUUUUGGGAAACUAUGGAAAAUGACUUUGCAGUCCACUAGUUUUUGUACGUUUGCAUUAAAAAGUACUUUUGCUGGUCUUUGAAUUCAGAUUAUUUUUUCUUUGUGAAGAUCAAAUUCAAGAAUGAGGACAAAGAAAUGUAAUAGCCAUAAAAGUCAAGCUAACGGUACAAAAAACAAACAAACAAACAAUGGCACCGUACAGCACUGACAGAAGGAAUGGGUUAAAUUUUUGGGUUGACGCGCUUGAUCUUCGUUUUAGCCACGACACCCAAAAAUCCGGACAACUGAUAUUGGUGAAAAGUCUUUAACGCUUCAUCUCCACAAUUCAGUUCUAUGUCGUUCUCUAUGGAAGUAAAUAUGUGCCACCAGGAUUUGAAUUCAAAAUCUAUCCAUCCACCCAUUCAUUUUCUUUGCCGCUUAUCCUCACGAGGGUCGCGGGGAGUGCUGGAGCCAAUCCCAGCUGUCAACGGGCAGGAGCACCCUGAACUGGUUAACAGCCAAUCGCAGGGCACGUAGAGCCAAACAACCAAUCGCGGCCACAAUCACACCUAGGGGCCAAUUAAUGUUGCAUGUUUUUGGGAUGUGGGAGAAAACCAGAGUGCCCGGAGAAACUCCACACAGGCGGGUGCGGGAUCGAACCCGGGACCUCAGAACUGUGAGGCCAACGCUUUACCAGCUGCGUCACCGUGCACUCCUGGGAUUCAACGAGCCACAAUUCGCUGUCUGAAAUUCAGCGUCCGUGGCACCAGGCAAGGGUCACUUCAGGUCAGAACUUAACAGCCAUCCAAUCCAGUUGCGCCUUCUUAGUAUGUGAUGUCACGUGACUGAGAAAGCGUAACUGGAUUGGCUGCCUUCUUAACACUGAAUUUAGACGGUGAAUUUCAGACAGCCAAUUGACCCCUCCGUCGAUAUUGCGCAAUCCGCGUCACUGACCAAUCAGAGGCCGGAGAUCUGCAUAAACCAAAGCCCGUUUUUGCUCCCGCCAUUUUCUCAGUCAACAUUGCAUGGUCCAGUAUAGGUUUUGUUAGCGUUUUAUCGCGUAUUUGGGUUAACAAAAAAUAUGGUUAAGAGGUGUAGUCACGGACUUUGUAAUAGUGACGACGGGUAUCCUGAAAGGCUAGUUGGUGGAGUUCGAUUCGUACCCUUUCCAAAACCGAAGACCCAGUACAAAAAAUGCCUUCGAUGGGUCAAACUUUGUGGAAGACCGCAUCAUCAACUAAAUCCAUCUAAUAUCAACCGGAACACAUAUGUUUGCACGAAGGGGAUCAAGCGUGGGUGAAAAUGGCUGAGCGCUACGACUGCCACUACUGCAAGGAGUCCCUCUUCGGGAAGAAGUACGUGCUGCGGGAGGAGAAUCCCUACUGUGUCAAAUGUUACGAGAGCCUGUACUCCAAUACCUGCGAGGACUGCAAGAAACCCAUUGGGUGCAAUACCAGAGAUCUGUCUUACAAAGACCGCCACUGGCAUGAGGACUGCUUCAAGUGCUUCCAGUGCAAGCGCUCCCUGGUGGACAAGCCCUUCUCCACCAAGGACGAGCAGCUCCUGUGCACCGAGUGCUACUCCAACGAAUACUCCUCCAAGUGCCACGAGUGCAAGAAAACCAUCAUGCCUGGCUCCAGGAAGAUGGAGCACAAGGGCAACAGCUGGCACGAGACCUGCUUCACUUGCCACCGAUGCCAGCAGCCCAUCGGCACCAAGAGCUUCAUCCCCAAGGACAACCACAACUUCUGCGUGCCUUGCUACGAGAAGCAGUUCGCCAUGCAGUGCGUGCUCUGCAAGAAGCCCAUCACCACUGGCGGCGUGACCUACCGUGAGCAGCCUUGGCACAAGGACUGCUUCCUGUGCACUAGCUGCAAGCAGCAGCUGUCCGGCCAGAGGUUCACCUCCAGAGACGACUUUGCCUACUGCCUCAACUGCUUCUGCAACCUCUACGCCAAGAAGUGUGCUUCCUGCACCACCCCCAUUAGCGGCCUCGGAGGCAGCAAGUACAUUUCCUUCGAGGAGCGCCAGUGGCACAACGACUGCUUCAACUGCAAGAAGUGCUCCGUCUCCCUGGUGGGCCGCGGCUUCCUGACCGAGCGCGACGACAUCCUGUGCCCCGAGUGCGGCAAAGACAUCUGAAGGCCGCUUGCCGCACGCGUACACGCGGAGAGAAAUUAACGUGAAAACGAACAUCCAGCAGACGCGGCACGUCCUGCAGCGCCUUUACUCGCGUCUAAAUGUACAUUGUUGUACGGCACGAUUACCGUUUGACUAGAACUGAUGACAAAAUGUUAACAGAAUAUCUACUUGCAUGAAUGUAGAGGACAUGUUUGCAAUUAUGAUGUCUAGAAUCGACAUGAAUGAGAUUGCACGCUUCUAACUUGAUUAAUCCCUGCGUCGUGUUCGGAUUAGCCUCUGUGCAACACUUGCUAUAGACUUUUGCGUAAAACGUAGAUGUGCAUGAAGUUACGUUUAUAGACUAGAAUGAUUCGAAAUAAAAGUGUUAACAAGGCAUAA
Messenger RNA from Syngnathoides biaculeatus (alligator pipefish), 3681 nucleotides. RefSeq names its product four and a half LIM domains 2a (gene fhl2a). Gene Ontology annotation, molecular function: transcription coregulator activity. Gene Ontology annotation, cellular component: Z disc; nucleus. The record is from RefSeq and is a predicted model, not a curated record. The transcript has 6 exons. Bases 2464 to 3303 code for a protein of 279 amino acids. Lineage: Eukaryota; Metazoa; Chordata; Actinopteri; Syngnathiformes; Syngnathidae.